CUUCCUCCGGUCGUCCCUACCGCCGCACCCGACGAUCCGUCCGCCGAGGCAUACCGCCGUCGCCACGAGAUCACCGUCAUCGGGGAUAACGUGCCUGCUCCAAUAACUGCGUUUGAUUCUGGUGUCAUCCCGUCCGAUAUACUCAAGGAGGUAUGCAUAAGCUUGGUGAUGAAUCAUCACCCCCGGUCUAACACUAACCCAAACGGAGUUGAAUGCAAAGGAUUGAGGUGUCCCAGCUCGUCAAGCAUGCUGGAUCAUGGAGAUGCGCUCCAGCUGCACGCUUCUUUAUCUUUAUCUGUCUGAUUGUGCUAAAUCAGGGCCGCCUGCGAGGCAAUUACUCAUCUACAUCUCUGUGGCAGAUGCGAUAUUUGCUCCAAGGUGGAGCUAAUGUCGCACCCUGCUUCGUGCGCCCUCUGCCAAUCUAUUAUUUUGGCGGGCUGAGGGCCGGUAUCGUUCAUGGAGCUGCCAAGGGUGGGUGAACACCUGAGGCCGCUUGCUCCCUUCCAGGGGGGCUGCCCAUGGUCUAAAUGGCCACUCACGUCGGCUGAUGCUGAUUCAUUGCUCUGCGUCCAAUUCUUGGGAAAGGCUCCUCGCUUGGAUCGCGGGCCUCUUCUGGGGCCUUCGGAGGUCUCACCCAGGCUGCCAGUGUCCAGAUAUAGGACCACUUGGCAGCUGCUGGAAGGGGCCCGAGGAUGAACGAUCCAUGGCUGAGCGAGCCUAUCUCCAGGGAUUCUAUACAACGUGCUGGAUUCCCAAGUCCGACACCAAUCCAAGCCCAGUCAUGGCCAAUUGCCCUGCAGAAUCAAGAUGUUGUAGCUAUUGCAAAGACAGGAUCUGGAAAAACUCUUGGUUAUUUGCUUCCUGGAUUUAUGCAUAUUAAGCGUCUGCAGAACAGCACAAGGUCCGGCCCUACAGUGUUAGUUUUGGCGCCUACCAGAGAGCUUGCGACACAGAUUUUGGAAGAAGCUGUGAAAUUUGGCAGAUCAUCCAGAAUUUCUAGCACGUGCCUUUACGGUGGCGCCCCUAAAGGUCCCCAGUUAAGAGAUUUAGAAAGAGGGGUUGAUGUUGUUGUUGCAACACCUGGAAGGCUGAACGACAUUCUGGAAAUGCGGAAGAUAAGCCUAAAGCAGGUUUCAUACCUUGUUCUAGAUGAGGCUGACCGCAUGUUGGACAUGGGGUUUGAACCACAAAUAAGAAAGAUAGUGAAAGACAUACCUUCUAGUCGGCAAACUCUUAUGUACACUGCUACUUGGCCUAAGGAAGUCCGUAGAAUAGCGGAUGAGCUUCUUGUUCACCCUGUCCAAGUGACCAUUGGAAGUGUUGAUGAGCUUGUUGCUAAUAAAGCUAUUACUCAGCAUGUGGAGGUGAUCACUCCCUCAGAGAAGCUUCGACGUUUGGAGCAAAUACUGCGAUCCCAUGAUUCAGGUUCAAAGAUACUAAUAUUCUGUACAACCAAGAGAAUGUGUGACCAACUCUCAAGGACACUCAAUAGGCAUUUUGGAGCUGCUGCCAUUCAUGGUGACAAGUCCCAAAAUGAAAGAGAGAAGGUUCUGAGUCAAUUUCGAUCUGGACGGUCUCCUAUUUUGGUGGCAACAGACGUUGCGGCACGAGGGUUAGACAUCAAAGAUAUCAGGGUUGUGAUCAACUAUGACUUCCCCACUGGUGUUGAAGAUUAUGUUCACAGGAUUGGCAGGACAGGCAGGGCUGGUGCCACUGGUUUGGCCUAUACAUUUUUAUGUGAUCAAGAUGCAAAAUAUGCUGCUGAUCUUAUUAAAAUUCUGGAAGGGGCAGAUCAAGAUGUUCCUCGUGAACUAAUGGACAUGGUUUCUCGGGGUGGGCGUGGUAGGAAGCGCAACAAAUGGGCAACUCGCUCCGAAAGGGGUGGUGGUUCACGCUCUGAACUGGAUUCAUCAAGGUAUAGUGGGAGAUUAGAGAGCAGUCGCAGUGGCCGUGGAAAGGAUGAUUACAGUGGCCGUGGCAGGCAUGAUUAUGGUGGAUCGGAUGGACGAUCGCGCAGGUCUGGUAGAGGUCGCAGCAGAAGCCGUAGCAGGAGUGAUAGUGAUAGACGCAGCCCAAGUCCUAAGAGGCGCCGCCAUGACGGGCUGAAGAGUCGUAGCAGGACUAGAAGUAGGAGCCGAAGCAGGAGCAGAAGCAGAAGCAGGAGUUACACUAGGAACCGCCGUGCUAGCCGCAGCAGGAGUCGUAGCCCUGCUGCUAGACAUCGGACUGAAAGAAGAGAUGGUUCUGCAACUGCACGUCCUGACUCUGGGCACCGUGUGGAGCACAAAACCUCACCCAGAGUUCAUCCCUCAAAUGACCAUACAAAGCACUCUGGCUCACCCAAAGUUCACCCUUCAAAUGACCAUACAAACCAUUCUGACCAGAAAGAUGACUAUCACCUGGAGGAUGGGAAGAUGGGGAAGGUUGAUCUUGAUCGCUCCCCCAGUCCACAGGAUGACAAGUCUGCUCCAUAUAGUCCUGUGUAUAGCAAAGGCAAGGACUCAAUGAGCCCUAUUGGUCAGCCAGUGGUGGAAGCCAAAGCUGUUGAGGUCUCUCAGAAGCCUGAUCCCGCAUCACCACCUCAUCGCAGCAAGAACAGAGAUGAUGAAGAGGAAGGCAUUAUAGAUGAAGAGGGAGAGGAAGGUAUGAUAGCUGAUGAUGAUCCUCGGGCAAGUGCAGCUGUGCAAAACGGUGGUGAGAAGUGAUUGUGUUGUCAACUGGAUAAUCUGUAGCAGCUGGCAUCUGCAGUGAUGCUUGAUGAAGUGCCCUCCCUAUGUAGGUGUUGGAAUUUGCAAUCUACAAACAAUCUGGUUUUAAGACUUUUUGUGAUUGAAUUGUUGUUUUGUUAUAAUAUUGAUCAUGUCACAUUUCAAGGUUGUAUGCUGAUAGCCAUGCCAUUUGUAAACCAGGGCCAUUUAUAAGCAAGGAGUUUCGGAUGCAAGUCAUGCAAUGUUUACAUGUCGAA
Molecule: messenger RNA, 2965 nt
Organism: Brachypodium distachyon (stiff brome)
Lineage: Eukaryota; Viridiplantae; Streptophyta; Magnoliopsida; Poales; Poaceae
Product: DEAD-box ATP-dependent RNA helicase 40
Exons: 7
Coding region: 693-2705 (670 amino acids)
Cellular component (GO): nucleus; cytoplasm; ribonucleoprotein complex
Molecular function (GO): RNA binding; protein binding; ATP binding
Source: RefSeq, a predicted model, not a curated record